Molecule: messenger RNA, 807 nt
Organism: Penicillium manginii
Lineage: Eukaryota; Fungi; Ascomycota; Eurotiomycetes; Eurotiales; Aspergillaceae
Exons: 2
Coding region: 1-807 (268 amino acids)
Source: RefSeq, a predicted model, not a curated record
AUGGCACUUGUGAGACAGAACGCCCUUCUGAACCUAAUAAGAGAAAAACACAGGUUCCAAAGACUUCAGCGGACGGUCGUCAACCAGAAUAACCGAAUCGCCAAUCUCGAAUGGGAGCUGAACUCUUACUACGAAGACGAUUACUAUGAAGACGAUUACCACGAAGGAUAUUACUACGAAGACGACGGUAGACAUGACCACCUGGUGCGAGAAAAGAAGCAUCUCGAAUCUGUUUUAUCGAAACGCAAGCAGACUAUCAACGAGGAAGCGGCGAAGAACGCAAGACUUACGGCAAGUCUAGCGAUUACCCAAGGAGACCUCGAACGCUGUCGGCAAGGGAAAACAGUCCUCGAACAGAAAUCCGCAUUGCUCACGGCCGCGGUGGCUCAGUCAAACACUCAACACAAGCAAGAAGUGGAAGGACUGAGAAUCCAGAUCGCCGAACUGGAAAAGGAGCAGAGCAGAUUGUCUACAAAGGUCACUGACCUCUCACUCAAUUGGCUGGCUUUGCAGGAGAGGAGCACAGAACUGGAACGCGAGAGGGAGAAUUUGCGGACAAAGAAUGCCACCAUCGAGAAAGAAAAGGAAAUUCUUCUCGCCGAAAAUGCCACACUCAAGAUGGAGCGAGAAAACAUUCGAGUUGAAAAUACCAAGGAGAUCAACUCGAGCAAAGCCACCCGAAUUGACCUUCUCGAGCUGGAGAACCGGUCAAUUGAGAUUCCAGCGAAGGAAUACGAAGAUAAAUAUAUGGAUGCACUGGAAUGGAAUAUCUACGCUGAAUUCUGUCAUGGUUCAUCCCGCUUAUGA